This is a messenger RNA of Petromyzon marinus (sea lamprey), 3312 nucleotides long. RefSeq names its product rabphilin-3A-like. Gene Ontology annotation, cellular component: membrane; synapse. Gene Ontology annotation, molecular function: small GTPase binding. The record is from RefSeq and is a predicted model, not a curated record. Gene Ontology annotation, biological process: intracellular protein transport; regulation of calcium ion-dependent exocytosis; exocytosis. NCBI's taxonomy places the organism in Eukaryota, Metazoa, Chordata, Hyperoartia, Petromyzontiformes, Petromyzontidae.
CGACCGAACACGGGAUCGCGGGGCACGUGUUUAUGGAGUUGGGACCGAGACAGAACUUGCCACACAAACGCAGCUCGCCACGAGAGGCGCGGUCCACUGCCACCGGCAUCUGUUGGCGCUGACGUCACGCUUCCGCAAAAAAAUUGACACACAGACGGAAAACCCACUUGUUGCCUGCCGCACGAGUUGCGUUAGAGCGGCGUUUGUCACCGAAACAACACGGAGCGCUGGGAACGCGCGUCCUUCUCCACCUGCAACGGCCCUCGGAGGUGCCACUCGCAAAACAGCACGUGCCCCCACACCCCCGAACGCUCUGCCAAGGGAGGCGACACGGGGGGUUCUGUCUUGUUGGCGGGCUCGGUGUGUGCUGGGGAGCGACGCGGCUGGAACCAGGUGGUGGUGGUGGAGGAGGAGGAGGAGCGGUCACAUUACCGGACAAUCGAGGGAGCGAGCUGGCGGGCGCCAUGACGGACGCCGUGUUCGGCAGCAGCGCCGCCGACCGCUGGGUCUGCCCCAACGACCGCCACCUGGCCCUGCGCGCCAAGCUCAACACGGGCUGGUCGGUGCACACGCACCGCUCGGAGAAGCAGCGCAGGAGCGAGACGCUGAGCGAGGAGGAGCGCGAGGCCAUCCACAAGGUCAUCGAGAAAGCCGAGAAGAUGGAGCUGCUGGAGCAGGAGCGCAUCGGGCGGCUGGUGGAGCGGCUGGAGAACAUGAGACGUAACGCGCUGGGCGACGGCGCCGCUCGCUGCGUGCUGUGCGGGGAGCAGCUGGGCCUGCUCGGCUCGGCCGCCGCCCUCUGUGAGGACUGCAAGAAGAACGUGUGCACCAAGUGUGGCGUCGACUCCGUGUGCAGCCGCCAGCGUCCGCUCUGGCUGUGCAAGAUCUGCAGCGAGCAGCGAGAGGUGUGGAAGCGCUCUGGAGCGUGGUUCUUCAAGGGGCUGCCCAAGUACGUGCUGCCCCCCAAGACGUCCGGGGCGGGGGGCCGGCAGGACGUGCGGCCCGCCGCGGCCGCGGUCCUCGGCAGGAACCCGCAAGGGGCGGCCGCGGCGAGGGACCAGGCGGCCUCCGCGCCCGACACGCGCACCUACACCUGGGUGCGCGGUCGCGUGAGGAUGGGCGACAGCGACUCCGACUCGGAGCGCAACUCCAGCUCGGACGAAGACGACGCGGGGACCCGGAGGGCGCGGCGCGCGGCGGGCGUCGUGCGGGCCGACUCCGCGAGCAGCGACGGAGCGUGGCCGGCGGGGUCGACGGGCGGCAAGCUGGAGGGCGCGCUGGGCGCGCUGGGCAGCCGGGGCAGCGUGGGGAGCGGCGGGGGCGGAGGCGCCGGCGGGUUUGGGGGAGCGACGAGCGCCACCGAGAGCUGCCAGGGCGACGCUGCCGGCGACAGCGACGCGAGCCGGGAGGGGUCGCUGCGCUCGCGUCUCUCCCUCGCCCCCUCUGACACCUCGUCGUCACUGGCCACCUCGUCGCACGCCGACGACGACGUCGACCGCGCCUUUUCCGCCUUCGCUGCCACCACCGCCGCGACGCCGUCGCAGCAGCAGCAGCAGGCCGACCCAAACGACUCGGACGAUGCCACGACGCUCGGCUGCCUCGAGUUCAGUCUCCUCUACGACCAGACCGGCAACAUGCUGCACUGCACGCUGCUCCGUGCCAGGGGUCUAAAGAGGAGCCACUCAGGGGGGCACGCGGACCCCUACGUCAAGCUGCAUCUCAUGCCCGGAGCCAGCAAGGCGAAUAAGCUGCGCUCCAGGACGGUGAAGCACACGCUGAACCCCGAGUGGAACGAGCGCCUCACGUACCACGGCAUCACGGACGAGGACAUCUUGAAAAAAACCUUGCAGGUCUCGGUGUUCGACCAGGAUCGGAUCGGUCACAACGAGUUCAUUGGCGAGACGCGCGUCGCCCUGCGCCGGCUCAGCCCCCAGCAGGCCAAGAGCUACAACGUGUGCCUGGAGAAGCGCCUCCCCACGGAGCGGGAGGCGGGGGAGCCGUCAGCGCAGCGGGAGCGCGGCCGCGUGCUUCUCGCGCUGCUCUACAGCAGCCAGCGCGGCGGCCUCGUCGUGUCCGUGAUGCGCUGCGCUCACCUCGCCUCCAUGGACUCCAACGGCUACUCGGACCCCUUCGUCAAGAUACAGCUGAACCCCGACUCCGGGAAGAAGUUCAAAUUCAAGACCGCGGUGAAAAAGAAGUGCCUCAACCCAGAGUUUAACGAGGAAUUCUUCUUCGCCCUCCGGCAGAACGAGCUCGCCGGCAAGAGCCUGGAGGUCGCCGUGUGGGACUACGACCUCGGCAAGUCCAACGACUUCAUCGGCUCCGUGGAGCUGGGAGCGAAGGCAUCGGGAGAAGCACUCAAGCACUGGUACGAGUGCCUCAAGUACCCGGACAAGCGGGUGGAGCGCUGGCACAUGCUGGGUGACGCGGCACCCUCCAAGCACUAGCACGUCUGCCAGCCGCCGCUCUUCAGAGCCAGAAUUCGGCUUCCGUUGAAGCUGCCGCCAACGCUUGGAAAACGUCGGCGGUGCAAGCACGGGGGUGGGGGGGCUUGCAUUUCUCACCGGAUAUUUUCUGGGUGUCCGAAGAACGCAGUCGUUGUCACGUGGCUAUGAGUUGGCCAAAGUCAUAACAAGAGGUACACUGGAUGGUGUGCCAGGUGCGAAAAUAUUUUACAGGUCACUGACCUGGGCCCAAUGCGGGACCGACUCGGUUCAGAUUAAACCUCCGAUUGAGAUUAAGCACUUAUAAAGGUGUUGCGGGGGGUGCAGAGAUUUGUGGAACUUUCAAACCCGCCCGUGUCUCUUGCGUAUUCUGCAUGUUAAUCAUUUUUUCUUAUUAUAGACUGCCAAGUUCUCCGUGACUUUCGACCAACACCAUCUCAUGACUAAUAACCAUAACCCCUACAUCAGAACCAACCGGGGCAGUCAGGAGCAACCAGCUCCAAAUCCCGAUUGAUUAACAGAUUAAAAUAUAGGCAACCCUUCGUUGCUGUGGGAUAAAUUAUAGACACCCCUACACUGACACAAUUCAUGACUGUGCCCCCCCCCCCCGCCCAUCCACCCAAAUGACCUGCUGGUUUAAAUUGUCCCCAGAGGUUUGUGGUUUUCUUUCUGCCACCAGUGGCAAGGGAACCACACGCGCAGGGCUGACCACAACAGUAGUGUUCUGCACAACGCAGAACCGCAAUCUUUCUAUAAAGUUUUCGCAGCCAAUAUAUGCGACAUUUACAUUUUGUAGCACGGGUGGGUGCAUGUUAUACCAUCAUUUGUAACCGUUUGUGAUCCACAAUAAAGCUUAGUUUGAAACAUG